Epinephelus fuscoguttatus (brown-marbled grouper) is the source of this 5070-nucleotide messenger RNA. RefSeq names its product TLC domain containing 2 (gene tlcd2). The transcript is spliced from 4 exons. The record is from RefSeq and is a predicted model, not a curated record. Gene Ontology annotation, cellular component: plasma membrane. Bases 444 to 1169 code for a protein of 241 amino acids. Gene Ontology annotation, biological process: membrane assembly; regulation of membrane lipid distribution; phospholipid homeostasis. NCBI's taxonomy places the organism in Eukaryota, Metazoa, Chordata, Actinopteri, Perciformes, Serranidae.
UUGGUUUCUGUUGAUGUCAAAAAGUUACACAAGCGCGACAUGAGGCUUCAUAACAGGACGGUGUGGCACCUGUAGACGAGGCUACACGACUGCUCUCAUCAGCUGAACCCACCGGUUACACCUGUAGAGACCGAGCUGUCUUUUAUUUCACGAAAAUAUCACAGACAUCCAGUCCGUAGGGAGACACUGGACAGACCCGUCCACGCCUUCUCUCUGUGGACAACAACCGCGAAGGAAACACGGUGGUAACGUUAUGUUAACGUGUUUGUCUCGGUCGCAUAUAACAAACAAAUAACCUACGGUCAUUAUCUGUGUGUGUGUGUGUGUGUGUGUGUGUGUGUGUGUGUGUGUGUGUGUGGGGACCACAGCCGUGUAAACCGCCCACAGUUGGGGGGGACAGUCGUGACCUCAAGUCUUCACCUAUCACCAAAAAUACACCAGCCAUGGAGUUGAGUUCAGUGAUUUUAACCACCGGGAGCUCCGUGGGAUUUUUCAAACUUGUCAACAUCGCGGUGGACAAUGUGCCCAUGCCUGAAUCUGCCCGCAGGAAUGCGUGGAAGUGGAGAAACAUCUCGACAUCCUUCGUGCAUAGUUUCAUCACUGCUAUUUGGGCAGUGCUCUGCUUCUUCCUCCACCCACAGAUGGCGGAGGACUUGAUAGAAACUCACUCUGUGUUUUCCCACAGUUUGGUGUCGUUUUCGAUUGGUUACUUCAUCUAUGACUUCUUUGACAUGAUCACGAACCAGAAGCUGAGCCAGGCCUGGGAGCUUCUCUUCCAUCACAUUGUGGUGAUCACCUGUUUCGGACUCUCUGUGCUGUCCUACCGCUACGUGGGCUUUGCCGUGGUGGCCCUGCUGGUGGAGAUAAACUCUGUGUUCCUCCACCUCAGGCAAAUGCUGCGUAUGGCCAGCAACACCAAAGGCACGCAGUACCGGGUCAACAGCAUUAUCAACCUGGGCACGUACGUGGUGUUCCGCAUCAACACGCUGGCCUGGAUGACCCGCUGGCUGGUGCUCAACAGGGACAAGGUGCCCCUCCUGGCCUACACGCUGGGCAGCGUGGGUAUGGCCAUCAUGACAGCCAUGAAUAUUGUCCUGUUUUAUCGGCUACUCAGGAGCGACUUUCUGAAGAGCAGCACUCGGGAGACCAAGAAAGAGAAGGAGAUGUAGAGAGGAGGGGACGCAAGAAGGAUUAUAAUUCACAAACACACUCUCUAAUGUAUGUUGAUGCCCUGUGGCUGAGAUUUGGUACUUGUGUGUAAUAUACUCAAAGCUUUAUCUCUCAUACUCUACAGGUACAUGCACACAAGGUGUAGUCAAAUGGUCUUACUUCAAACACAAGUCACACACAGCCAUUGUGUUAAAGCUACAUUUAGCUGUAGUUUUAACUUUAGGCUCGUGUAUGUGUGUGUGGUCCAGUCAUCCUUAAGCACCAUUAGUGACUCACUAAUGGUAGAUCCUGGGAUUCUUCAUAUAUACAAUGUAAGGCCUUGCAAAAUGACACCAAACGCCUUAUUUCCCACAGGGUGUUUCAGUUACAUCUGUUCUAUUUACUCUAAGUGAAGACGCACUGUUUGUAGAACGAACCUACCAACGCUCCUGUAUGUUGCCAUAUCAAACAUAGCAAACAAGUACGAAUAUUUUAAGAAUAUCUUUUUAAUCAUGUAUAUUUACAUACACUAUUGUGGGCUAUUUAAACUCUCACAUGACGUUUAUACACCUCUGAGCUAAAACAAAAAAAAACAGUGAACUCAAAACUCUUUCAGCAUAGCAGAGGUGAAUAUCUCUCCUCUUUUCCAAUAAAUCUCAACUCAGAAAAACACCCGCUACCUCAGAAAGCUCGUACCUAUUCUUUGCCUCUCUCUGACACAGGCUGCGAUGUCAGUGUUCAGCAGGUUCUUUGUUAUAAGAGCAGGAAAACAUAAAGAUAAAAAUCAUAUUGAAGAAUUAUGUUUGUAAGAAUAUACAGCAAAUGCUAAUCCUCACUUAAAGGAAUACUUCACCCACAAAAUGACCAACUGUAUCCUAAUUUCGCACCACAUUACCUUGAAUUAGUGAAGAAAAUUUCUGUUUUUUUCUGGCAUGCCUCCAUGGUGAAUGGAGAAUCCAAAAAACUUAAAAAAAAUUCAUAAGGGUCCACUUUCAAAAACGGCAAUAAUAUAUCAACACUCAGUUACUCCCCCUUUGUUCUGUUGAAUUCAUCGAGAAAAUUGUGCAUUUCUCGUCUGCAGAAGAAUCCAAAAACGGAGAAAAUUCUUGAUAAAUUAAGGUCAUAGGGGUCCGCCUUUAACAACAGCAAAAAUAUAUCAGAACAACUGUUUACAAACUCAGUCACUCCCCCUUGUUUUGUUGAAUUCAUCAAGAAAGUUUUGUUUUUCUUGUAUGAUUUUCUUUGAUAAAUUAAAGUCAUAGGGGUCCAUGUUUAAUUGCAGCAAAUCUAUAUAAAAAAGCUGUUUACAAACUCUCACACAACUCAUGCAGUAUAAUCCAAGCAUCAUUCAGCCAGUCUUACACUAAGUUAUUCCUCUUCUUUUUGGUCUGUCACUAAAACCUUAAUAUUUAAAACACUUUCACAUAAGCGUUCUCACACACAGACAGUUAACACCCUUGGGCUAGUGUGUGCGUUUAAACUCUGCUCGAUGGCAUGAGCAGAGUUCAAACGCAUGCCCGUGCCUAGCUGCGCUACCCAUAUGCAGAAGUGUUUUAAAUAAUAAUGUCUUAAUGAAAAUGCACGUUCGGGAAAUAAUGAAGAUACGGCUGUAUAAAUAAGACUUGUAUCGUACAGGUCAUAUGAGAGUUAAACAGAUGUUGUUAUAUAGAUUUGCUGUUGUUAAACUAGGACCCUUAUUACUUCAAUACAUCAAGAUUUUUUUCCGUUUUUGGAUUCUUUGGCGUACGAGAAAAACAAAACUUUACUGGUGAACUCAACAGAACAAAGGGGAGUAACUGAUGUACAAAUGAUCCUUUUUUGUGUGAAGUAUUCCUUUAAAGAGUAAAUAGGUUAAUAGGGUGGUGGGUUAAUGAAUACCUUGAAGACGCAUGUAAAUAAAACACCAGGUUUUUAUGUUGAUGCCGAAGCAGAACAGCGUGAUAUUUUGUAGCGUAACAGUUGUGGCCAUUUUGUGUUUUGCCAAGUUGUAUUAAAUUAUCAAGGAGAAAAAAACAGCUUGUGCCCCUCAGAUUGGAAACUGUGCUGGUCCCUGUGUCAGUAAAUCUUAGAGGAACAAAACAAAAUCAAGUACAUUCUGACUUAAUUGGCUCGUGGAUCAAUUUCAAGCCAUCACCACUGACAUCUGCUUACAUCAGCUUUCAGUAAUGGAUGGCACAGCUGUCCGCCGUAUUUGCAAGUACUCUGGAAACCUGUCAAAUGACAGAAAAGCAAAACAAGCUAAAUGACAGACAGCGCUGCCGUACAAACUUACAUUUAUCUUUUUAUGGUCUGUAUAUACUCUUGUAGUGGUCUGUGAUGGUUUAUAGUGUGCAGCAGCUCAGAUGUUAUUCUUCAUUUGGCCUUCGGAGGACAGCACACUCCUCAACAUCACAUCACUGAUCAGCCAGAGGCAUCUUUAUUUUGCCUCCUGCCUUUCAAUUUGAAAUUGACAAUAAGCACGGAGAGAUGCAGAGAAAUUCCUGAGGUCAGUGUUGGAACAAACAGGUCUGAGAUCUGUGAAUACAGCUGUUACACACACACGGCUGCCUACUUCUACCACCCACAUCAUAGCAAUACAGUCCUCGCACGGCAUGGAAAUACUUGAUGCCAUUUAUGUUUUUCUUUAUUUUUUGUGCGUGUAUAAUUUGUGGGGUUAAGUUGUGUGUAUUUGUAAUUUAUUUGACCUAGAAAGAAGUUGUGGAUUAAAGAUAAAACGAACACAGUGUUCAAUGGAUGUCCCUGUUGUGAAAAACACUUGAUUACAGUGAAGCUGAUGUGAUUGCGUAUGUAUGUGUACGUUACCCGAUUUCUACAAGGGCAAGCUCAUCGUCGCCCUAAAACCAGGCUGUCUAACCAUAUUACAAACAAGAUAAACAGAGGCAAACAUACUGUACAGAUAGAAAUUGUAAACGCAGCUGAUUAAAUGAUACAAACAAAAAUUCAACUCUUUGUCCACGAUAAAAUCAAGACAUCACUGCACUUAAGAAAAUCGCACUGUUUGUGAGGAAGUUGUUUGUUCGUUAUUGUUGACAUGGUUGAUUCCCAGACUUUAAGAUCAAGAACUUGAACGUGAAUGUAGAUUUGAAUUUUAUUUUCUUCAGAUUUUUAGGGCAGCUUGAUGUUGUGGUUGUAGUGAAGACAACUGGUGACAACUGAAGUUCUUUCUAACAAGCAUAAUUGUGAAUGUGUCGUAUAAGGUUGUAAUGUUAUUGGAAUUAUACGUUACGUUGCUGUGUGAUUUUUAGGAAUUGUGAUAGCAGCCGAGUCGGGAUGCUCCUCUCAUGAAAUGUCUUAAUGAUGCUGAGGGACCUCUGGCCAAAAACAAGCUACAACGUCCUUUAUUUUUUUUUUUUGUUUUUUUGCUCUCUGUCUGGCUUUGAUUUUUAACUAUGAUCGUCCCGAGGAGGUCACAGGAUCAUGUUGUGGUUUUAUAUUUGUAUGUAGUUGAUGAUACAAGACAAACUGUUUCAGGACAAAGUGGCAGCGGUUAUGAAGUCACGUUGCCACACUGCAAUCAUAGACAGUAAACAUGGUGGUUUCUUUUCCACAACCAACAAAUAAUACCAGUUUUAUAUCCUUACUUUUUCAUUUAUAUGUUUCCUUUUGUGUCCUGGUGGUUGGUGAAAAUGUUCUAUUGAUAAAAAUGACUUUCAUAACAACAGUGAAGACGAUACUGACACUGUGCAGCAUGUCAAGGACUUUAUAACCCUUCAUUAAGGGGAAAACACAUGGAAUACUUCAGCAGCCGAGACCAACUGAGGUCACCUGCCAUGUUUCACAGAACUUUGCCUUCAGGUGUAAAUAUAACAGUUUUAUUUUUUCAUGUUUUGACAGAUUGUUUUGUAAUUAAAACUCCAAUUUAUAUGUUUAUAUAUUAACAUUAUUUGUUUAAAUGUGAAAAUAAAGAUCACAGGAACAAGU